AUGGAAGGGCUAAGAUGCUUGCACGGGUGGCUAGCUUGCUCGUGCAACCAAGCGGCGCCGGAUCGGAAUUCCUCGACUAAGACGACGGCGUCGCUCCUCGGGAGCUUCCGCGCGGCGGUCAAGAAGGUCCGGUUCCUGCUCUCCUUCAGCGCGACGCGGUGGAUCCUCUCCUCCAUCGUCGGCUCGCGCGCCGGGGCCACGCCGCGGCGCCGCGUCAGCUUCGGCCCGGCGCGGCCGCCGAGCCUCCUCGACCUCGAGGGCAGCGCCAUCGUGUCGCCGGUCAGGUCAGGUGGUGGUCCGCCGUCCAGGACGGCGAGCCUAGGGCCGCCGGCGACGAGGACCGUGUCGCGGACGAGCAGCGCGGCGUCGUCGGAGCUGCUGAGGACGUCGAGCGACGGGUCGUCGUCGUCGCCCGGCGGCGGCGGCGGCGACAACGACAUCGACCGGCGCGCCGAGCUGUUCAUCGCCAACUUCUACAAGCAUAUACAGAUGGAGCGGCAGGUGUCCCUGCAGCUGCGGUACUUGGAGCGCACGCCCUCCAGGUGAUUGAUUCCUUGUAGGAUCGAUUUUUUUCCCUUUUUUUUUUACAAAAGGAUAUUGUCAUGGUCAAAAGCAGUGUAUGUAGAUUUAGAUGGGUGUUUUUUGUUCCAUCAUUUCUACACAACUUUUGGGUUGUUCUUACUCCAAUUAGAUAGCUUAUUGAUUCAAUCUCUCUUUUUUGUUGAAUGAUUGAGAGUGUACAUACAAAAUAUGGACAUUGCUUUGAAAAAAAAACAAUUAAGCAGCUAAAUUUUGUGCACAAAAUUACUAUUAACUUGAAUUCGCUCCCAAACGAGACAUCUUCUUUUUGUACAGCAGUAUCCGUGUCAUCAAAUUCACGCCCAAACACUUAAUUGCUCCAUCUGGUCCCAAAGGGUGUGUUUGGUUGCAUAUACCAACCUGGCUCGCAUGAGAUAUACAGAAAAAUAGUUGUUUAGUUACUUGUACAAGGAUCAGAACCAGUCUAAACUCAUGCAAAUUCCGUCCCGUGGAGCUUCUUUACUCGGCCUAGCCCAAACAAUACAUCCUGACAGGAUCUGCAUGUAUAAGCCCUGCACCCACGCGUGCAACGAAGCCCGUAAGGGUCUCUUCUGCCCCGUCACUUUUCCCCACCACCUAGGGUUGGGGUUUGGAUCAUCUGCCAUUGUAUAGCUAAUGGCACCAAUGAACAGUGCAGUGCCAUCGGUAUGAUCUCAGUCGUUCGUUUUCAGAUGGACAACCACAGAUUUAUCUGCUACAGUGAUUUGGUACAGUAAAUUUAUUAUAUUUUAUCUAAAAUGAUUUUGCUACCGCGUCGCCCGUCCAUCAUCUACAGUAAGGUGCCAUUUUUCCUCUCAUAUUUUCUGGCAUUGUUAUGUAAUGGCAGGUGAUCCGAAUGCUUAGGGUUGGGGUGCCCAAUCCCCAUCCACCAUCGCCUCCUCCCUGCGCCGCCUGCGGCUCAGCUGGCCGCUGCUGCCGUCGCCUGCGGCUCAGACGAGCCGCCACCGCGUCGCCUUGAACCUCCUCCGGACGCCGCCGCCUUGUACCUCCUCCCGUCGCCGCCUCGUCCAUGCUCCUCCCGCCGACGUCGCAUGCGGCUCGGCCCUGCCGCCACCGCCUCUAAGCUCCUCCCGCCGGCGCUCCUCCAACCUGCUCCCUCUGCCGCCUGCGACUCGGCCAGCCGCAGCCGCAGCCGCAGCCGCCACAUGCGGCUCGACCGUCCGCCUGCUGGUGGUGUUCUGCAGGUUCCCGGUCAAGCCUUGGAUGCUGGUGGUGUUCCUUCGCCUCUGCACGCCACGGCCAUGGCCUCUCUCGCUCUCAACUGAACAGGUUCAGGUUCAGGCCAUGGCUGAAUUUUUAUCACCCGAAAUCGUGUAAAAUUUCAGACCAUGAGAACAAUGAAGUCUCAUCUUCUCAGGAAGAACAUCGGCAGAGGAUAAACAAGUAAUUCUGACACUUGAUUACUGGUGAUGAACAAGAGCUUCAGUGCUCUUUUUUUCUUAACUGUCAACAUUAUACUCGUCGAUAGCUAUGAAGACUGAUGAAUAAACUCGUGGGGAAGUUCAGAAAGUAUUCCUAUUUUAUGAAACUAGAUGUAAAUAUGUAAUGGUGCAUGGCAAGUUAUUGUUUAUUGUUUCUUCAUUUUGCUCACCUUUUUGACUGCAUCCAAUUGGCAUUCAUGACUGUUAAUCUGGUAAUAGCAUUUUAUUAAUCUGGUGAAGCAACAACUAGGUGCUACUUGAGCUAAAGAAACUACAAAAGCAGGAGGAACUACUUUUCUGAUCAGAUUGGAGGCUGCGGACCUAGAGUCGGACAUAACUGUAACAUCAACGACGCCAUGAUUUAAUAUUCAGCUCAUAUGAGGUGUAUGCUGGUUGCUUCUACAAAUAACUACUAGCUCUCAUAUACAGGGGGUUGUUUCGAUGGGGAUAACU
Oryza brachyantha (malo sina) is the source of this 2453-nucleotide messenger RNA. RefSeq lists its product as uncharacterized. Lineage: Eukaryota; Viridiplantae; Streptophyta; Magnoliopsida; Poales; Poaceae. Bases 1 to 546 code for a protein of 181 amino acids. The transcript is spliced from 3 exons. The record is from RefSeq and is a predicted model, not a curated record.